AUGGCAUAUAGGGGCAAGGAUUCUGCUAAUGAUCUUGUCAAUGGUAGUGAAGCUCUUGGGUAUGCUCUAUCGCCUUGGUACAUUGAUGCAUUGAAGAGAAGUAACCCUGAUUCAUACUGCAUUCUUGACCCUAUUGAAGAAAUAUUCCAAUUUGCCUUUGCGGUUGUUGAUGCUGAAACCAAAGAGAAUUGGAACUGGUUUUUAGAGCAUUUAGCAAUCAUUCUGAUGAUUGACCAUCGCAAUAUUGUGUUCAUGUCAGACCGUGGACGUGGUCUUUUGGAUGGUGUGAAAGAGGUUUUUCCAAAUGCGCCCCACUCUUUCUGUAUUAAGCAUUUGAAGGACAACUUGAGUGGCAGAAAUGUGCAUACGCUAGGACUGUGGACAUCUUUAAUGAAAAAAAUGGAAGAGUUCAAGAAAGAAAGUCGUAAUCAGGGUGAGUCCUUUCUUGAAAAGUUGGCACCAAAAAACUAUGCUAUUGCUUGUUUCCCUGCCAAAAGAUAUGGCGAAAUGAGUAACUCUUUGGCAGAGAGCAACAAUAAGAUGCUCAUUGAUGAGAGAUGUAUGUCGCUGCUCCAGUUACUUAAAGGCAUUCGUGUCAAGACUAUGAAUAAGUUUCAUGAAAGGAAGGCCGAAUCUUCUACUUGGAGGUCUGUCUUGUGUCCUAAGCUUGAGAAAAAGCUUUCGAAAAGGUUGGAAACUGGGAGAAACUGGAGAGUCAGUCAGUCUAGCGUUGAUGUUUUUGAAGUGUGCACAGAGGAUAGCAAUGACGUGGUGAACUUGGCUGAGAUAGUGUUCUUGUGCCUCCCAUUACUCGAAAACCUCCCGGAAGACCAAAGACAAGGAGGAUCAGGUCUUUUGGUGAAGAGGCCAGACCAAUGCAUUGCCAAUGCUGUCAUCAACUUGGCCACCACAACAGCAGGUCAUGCACUGCAGCUAUAUGAGCAGUGGCAUAUGUAG
Fragaria vesca subsp. vesca is the source of this 957-nucleotide messenger RNA. RefSeq lists its product as uncharacterized. Bases 1 to 957 code for a protein of 318 amino acids. NCBI's taxonomy places the organism in Eukaryota, Viridiplantae, Streptophyta, Magnoliopsida, Rosales, Rosaceae. The transcript is spliced from 4 exons. The record is from RefSeq and is a predicted model, not a curated record.